UAUUUAGUACCUUUACAGUUUUAGUAUCAAAAUGUGAGCCUUAACAUGUAACACUAUGGGUUGCUGUCAGUCUGCAAAUAGAGACAAAGACAAACUUCUUCCAGACUUGGAAAUCCAUGGUUUAAAAGCAAAUCUAUCUGAGGAAGACUCAUCUAUCAUUGUUUCAUGGAAACCAGUGCGUGGCAUUUCUGCAGACGUGUUUACACAAAUUUUCAAAAAUGGACUGGAGUUAGAAGAACGGGAAUGUAUUGGGAAUUUUUUCGAGUACAAAUCUACAGAACCUUCAUCAAGUUAUCAGUUCAAAGUUUGGAUUGAAAAUGAAGAUUUUAAUACAAAACCAUCCUUGUCUAAUAUUGUGUACACUCGACCCGAUAAGCUGAAAAAUCUCAAAGCAACGGUUUAUGGAGACCAAAUUAACGUGACAUGGGACACACCAGAAAGGCAAUUUGAAAAAUAUAAGAUAGAAGUGUUCAUGUACAAAAAGUUGAUAUUACUUAAGAGAUUAAACAGAAAUGCGUUCUGUGUACGCCACUGCAAACUUUCUAAACCUUAUCGCAUCGAGGUUAAAGUAAAGGACAAAAAUGGAAUAUACAGCAAACCAGUGGAAACAGAAGUUGCAUUGCCUCCUCCUCCGGUACGUUAUUUGAAAAUCAGAGCUGUUGGUUCCGGCUUCAAGGUCGAGUGGAAACAAUCUAAAGCUAUAAAUAGUUGUGAUGUGAAAGUUUAUAGAGAAAAUAAAUUGAAGUGUGAAUGUAACAAUAUCACUUGCCAAGAAUUUACAUUGAGACAAUGCAGACCAUCAUCAAGAUAUACUGUUAAAGUUUCACCGAAGAAUUUAUUCAACUUAGUUGGAUCUGCAGCAGAAGGAACUUUUUACUCAGAUAUUUCUCCGAUUAAAGAACUGCGCACUGAGGAAGAAAAUGGGCAGAUCCAUCUUAGAUGGAACAAACCAGAAGAGAAUAAUUUAGAAUACAAAGUGAAACUCAGUAAACAAGGUUUUUUUCGCAGAGUGUAUCUUCAAACUUUCACAGUCUUCAACAAAAAUGAAGUUUCAUUCAGUGUCCCGGAGGCAAGAGAGGGAAAGAAAUACGAUUUUGAGAUAAAAGUGAAAAAUUCAUACGGCAUUGAAGGGAGAACCAGAAAAGUUUCACACAUAUUCAGUGGAUUGGUCAAAAUUAGGAUGCAUAUUCUUGUAAAGGCUGAUCAUGAUAUCACAGUUAUUUACGGCUCAGAAGAAAAUAGUUUGAAAGCCGAUGUUGAAGAGUGGAAAGAAAACGGUUACAAGUCCGCUCAUCCCAAACCAAUGUCUGUGGUUCUUCACAGCACAAAGAAAUACAAGAACAACAUUCGUUGCAAAGAGAAUACCGUGCAAAUUUUCCCGGCGGAAGGCCAUGAAAUGGAACAACAAUGCAUGCUCGGUGCCCAAGCGGUGUCACUGAAUUACUGCGUUGAAGCGCGCCACAGUGGAAAGUACACUCUCGAAUUCAAGCUAGAAGAACAUGGACAAGCAAGCAGGACUUUGAGAACGGAUCCAUUUAUCAUUAAUACAGGUGCACAGCUGCAACCUACUACUGUGAACCAUAUUGGGCAUCUGCAUGCAGCUCUAUGUAACCUUGGUGAAAAUGGAGGAAGAGUUACUCUCAACAAUGGUGCAAAUAUCAAUGUGAAUCCGGAUCAAGUUCAAAACCAUCUUUCAGUUAAAGCAGGACAUGUGAGUGCUCAUGUGGUCCCUAGAGCAUUGAAAGGUGAAAGUUCUGGCUCCUCGAACGCUGCAUUCGAAUAAGAAGACAACGACACUGCUAGACUUUAUUGCAUUGAAGAGUUAAUAUGGUUUUGAUAUUUUUUCGGAAGAUGGAAACUUUUUAUUUCUAAAGGGGGACAGUGGUCCGGUGCAGUUAUUCUCAAACUUUUUUGAUCUCUAGCGACCCCUCAACACUUCGAAAAAUGCCAAUUGUAUUUCAUCAAUUAUUUUGUGCCCUUAACCAUGUUUAAUAGGAAUAAAGCCAACAGACAAAAGCAAAAAGAUAAUUGAAUCAGAGAUAAAAAAUUUUAUCAAAUCACAGUCAAUGCUAAUGGUACCUCGUGCUUGCCAGAGAUCUGCUUGGUGGCCACCUAAUGGGGCCCAAGGGCCAGACCUGGGUCUACUGGUUGAGAAAAUGCACAAUGAGAAGCUUUUUACUUAAUGUAGAGCUUUAGUAAAUUGUUUUCCAAAUAUAUUUGUAGCCCUAAUAUACAGUGGUUUCUUGUUGGCUGAGAAAACACCUCAAAAAUAAGAGUUUUAAAAUGAUGAGAGAUAUUUAUUUUGAGACUAUGGAAUUUAAAUCCAAGCUGUGCAACCUGUGACGCCAACGUUGUCUAACACAUCGGUUUGCAAUCAGUGGGCCAUGGGCCACAAUAUGUUUGUUAUUCAUGAAUAGGUUCAAUUUUAUUGUAGUAGUAAUGAAUGAUAAUAAAGUGAUGUGUCUAUUUUUAUAAAAAAAAUUGUUUAUUUUUUUUUAAUUCUUCCCUUGUAUAAAAAAGUUGAUGUUCUACAGAAUUUUUCUGCAAGUAAAAUGUGCCACGAAUUAAUAAAGAUUGGGAACCACUGGUCUAACACUUUAACACCUCAAUACUUUUCUCUGAGUAGUAAUAAUACGUAAAAUGUUGCAGUAUAAAAAGCUUCUAUAAAUUUCGCAUUUAACAACCCUCGUUUCUGAACAUGAGCUCAAGUUUUCAUAUUGUGCCUGGUAAUUCCACACAGCAUAACUUUGCUUCGUUUGCACUGAUUGCUGGGUUCUCCCGUAGUGUAUGUACCAGGUCAGGGUUAGGCCAUACUUUCAUUCGAAUUUUCUUUUUUUUAGUUCUACUAAAAGUUCGGGGACUGUCUG
This is a messenger RNA of Styela clava, 2867 nucleotides long. RefSeq lists its product as uncharacterized. Gene Ontology annotation, molecular function: protein binding. The record is from RefSeq and is a predicted model, not a curated record. NCBI's taxonomy places the organism in Eukaryota, Metazoa, Chordata, Ascidiacea, Stolidobranchia, Styelidae.